ACUCGCGAGCGCAGGAGUCAGGAUCCAAAGUCCAAACCGUUCUCUGCAGGUAUCGCUUUUGGCUCUCUCUCUCGCGCAUCUGCGCCGAGGCUCUCCGAUUCUUCCCCACGCUCUCCUUCCUCCCCUGCACCGAAUCCGGCUCGCCGCGGUGUGAUCUUCGUGUAGAUCUAGUGGAGCUGCGCGCGCGGGGUUGUAGAAGCUUCUGCGGAGGAGGAGGAGGACUGGAGGAGGAGGAAGAGGCGGCGGGAGAAGUAGCCGCGACAGCGGGGGGAGCUGGUGCGUUGCUAGAGGUUAUUUAGGUUUGGGGAAACCCUAGCCGCCGCCGGGGCCACGCCAUGGCGUACCGGCCGUACCCACCGCCUCAAGGGGGCUUCCCGCCGCAGCCGCCGCCAAUGAACCCGUACGGGCCGCCGCCGCCGCCGCCGCAGCAAGCGGGGUACGGCCACAUGCCACCGCGGCCGCCGUUCCACGCGCCGCCGCCUCCCCCUCCCGGACCGCCCCCGCCGCACCAGCCUCAGUACAACUUCGCCCACGCGCCCCCGCAGCAUCAACAGCAGCCGCCGCCACCGCCCCAGAUGUAUUACCAGCCCCCACCGCCGCCGUACAGCGGGAACAACAACCAAGCGCCCCCACCCCCGCCACCAAUGUCUCCCCCGCCUUCAGCGCCGCCACCACCUCCGGCUCAGCCCCCUCGGGAAGCCCCGCCGCCCCCGAAAGAGCAGCAGGCCAAGGCAGCACUCCCGAGAGUGGAGACGGAGGAGGAGCGGCGGGCGCGGAAGAAGCGUGAGUAUGAGAAGCAGAAGGUGGAGGAGCGGAAGCAGCAGCAGAUGAUGCGUCAGUCGCAGGCCUCAAUUCUGCAGAAGACACAGCAGGUGCGUGCCGCACAACAGCAGCAGCCGCAGAGCCGCCACCACCAGCCAUCAGGUGGAACCCGGGCGGCGACAACUACGUCACGCCCAGCCUCAGCGCCGAACACUGAGAGGUUCGAGAAUCGUCUCAAGAAGCCAACAACAUUCCUCUGCAAGCACAAGUUUAGGAAUGAACUGCCAGACCCUAGUGCUCAGCUGAAAUGGCUGCCUCUGAAUAAGGACAAGGACCGAUAUACCAAGUACAGGAUCACCUCAUUGGAGAAAAACUAUAUGCCCAAAAUGAUUGUCCCUGAGGACCUUGGAAUACCUCUCGACCUACUUGAUAUGAGUGUAUACAACCCUCCCGCUGUUCAGCCACGCAUGGCUCCAGAAGAUGAAGAGCUAUUGCGUGAUGAUGAGGUUCUCACCCCUGUUAAACCAGAAGGCAUAAGGAAAAAGGAGAGGCCAACCGACAAAGGGAUGUCUUGGCUGGUCAAAACACAGUACAUUUCUCCACUUAGUACUGAUGCAGCUAAAAUGUCCAUGACUGAAAAGCAAGCGAAGGAAAGGCGAGAAUCAAGGGAGGGCCGUGAUGUCCUGGAAAAUCUGAAUGAUAGACAGAAACGGAUCAAAGCCAUUGCAGAAUCCUUCAAAUCAGCAAAAUCACGCCCUGUUCAUCAGACUAAACCUGGGAUGGAACCAGAGUUUGUUCUCCCUUUGGUACCUGAUUUUGAUAGGUAUAACAAUCCAUUUGUUAUGGUUAAUUUUGAUGGCGACCCUACUGCUGAUUCAGAGCAGUAUAACAAGCUAGAGAGAUCUGUACGUGAUGAAUGUGAAUCCCGGGCUCUGAUGAAAAGCUUUCAAGUCAGUGGUUCAGACCCUACAAAACAAGAGAAAUUUCUAGCAUACAUGGCUCCAGCACCCCAUGAGCUUGUCAAGGACUUGGAUGAUGAAAUUGAAGAUGUUCAGUACUCCUGGAUUAGAGAAUAUCACUGGGAAGUAAGGGGGGAUGACAAAAAUGAUCCCACUACAUACCUUGUCGCGUUUGAUGAUGAUGGUGCAAAAUAUUUGCCUCUUCCUACUAAGCUAGUAUUGCAGAAGAAGAAAGCUAAAGAGGGGAGAUCCGGGGAUGAAAUCGAGCAUUUUCCAGUGCCUUCCAGAAUUACUGUGGACAGGACACUACAUGGUGAUGCAAUGGAGCGCGGAGAAUCUUCCAGCAUGCAUGGUAAUUUAAAGCGACAAAGAUCUUCUUUGGACGAUGAUCUUGAUGAGCAUCCAAAGCAUUCUCGUGCAGAAGAUAUGGACCAAGAUAGUGAAGAAUAUUCCGAUUGAUCAAUAGAUAUAGAUCAUCAUUUUCUUGUGCCAUCAAAUUUGGUCAGCACAUGUGAAUCUUUGGGGAUCUCAUAUGAUUAUGCUGCGGCACCUUCAUAAGUAGUUAUAAGGUGCAGGGUUGAUGAAAGAACACACCUGAGUGCAUUUGGGCAAGAGCAGAUUUUGAAGUGCAGAGAGCGCGAAGCGAGGCAGAUUGUAACUGUACCUGAAGAGUCUGGUCUCAGUAGUGAUGGUAGAAGGUCUCGCCAUCAUUGUAAAAAAAGGCUUUGAAGUCUAGAGUGACUCUCAACUGCUUGUUUUAAAUAUAGGUCACCAUUUUGCAUCUGCUUUGCCUUCUCUCACUUCUCCCCAUUUGAUUGUGUAAGUACAACAAUUUAUUUAUGUCAGGAUGUUGGACAGCUGUAUUAUGAUAACCGUUUCUUUUCUGGUGGAAAUGAUGAUCUACAUGAGCAUCGCCAAAGAGUAAA
This is a messenger RNA of Brachypodium distachyon (stiff brome), 2647 nucleotides long. Its product is annotated as protein PAF1 homolog. Bases 336 to 2180 code for a protein of 614 amino acids. The transcript has 12 exons. Gene Ontology annotation, biological process: transcription elongation by RNA polymerase II. Gene Ontology annotation, molecular function: RNA polymerase II complex binding; chromatin binding. Lineage: Eukaryota; Viridiplantae; Streptophyta; Magnoliopsida; Poales; Poaceae. Gene Ontology annotation, cellular component: Cdc73/Paf1 complex. The record is from RefSeq and is a predicted model, not a curated record.